AUGGCCAGUGAUAGGGAUAGUGUGAAUCUCUCGAGCACGUUCAAGUAUUUACUAGCUACGCAGUUUCUUUCCAGAGGCAUCCCGUUCUUAUUCAAUCCUUGGAUCGUCAGGCAUCUAUCGCAACAAGACUAUGCGCUCUACUCGGUCCAGUUCCAUCUUUUUGUUACCUGUGUCUUGUUUCUCAGCCGGGAGGGAUUCCGGCGCGCUUGCUUGCGGGCUAACAUUAACAGUGAUGAUGUGACUAGUUUAUUGAAAGUUGCGUGGGUGACGUUUCCACUCGGAAUAGCCAUUACUAUUGCGGCAUGCAUCUUUGUGUUAUGGUCGCAGAACCUUAGUUACUCCGACACAUAUGCACAGGCUAUCUUGAUUCACGGAUUUGCAUGUGUACUGGAGCUAAUGGCUGAGCCUUUGUAUAUCCUCUCUCAGACAUUGAUGUAUCUAAAUUUGCGACUGAUUGUUGAGACUGUUGCUACAUUUUCACGCUGUGUAAUUUUGUGCUCUCUCAUACUCAAGCAAGCCAACAUGGAAAAAGGGAUUAUCUUUGCACUGUCACAAGUUGCAUAUGGAGGUUCCUUAUUUCUUGGGUACUGGGCUUAUUUUCUCAUUCGUGGUGUUUUCAAAAUUUCGGAUCUCUUUCCUUUCAGACCUGGGAACUUCAUGGAUCUCGAUAGGCAGCUCUCGAACAUGUGUAUGCUAUUUACUUUUCAGUCCUUCCGAAAGUUGAUUCUCCAAGAAGGUGAUUACCAGCAAAGGAAAAAGAAUCUCGGAAUUUGCCUGACCGAGGCCUUAAAGCUUGUAAUAUUAAUAGGUCUUAUAUUUAUGGCAUUAGGCCCGAGUUAUUCGUACUCUCUCAUCAGACUGUUGUAUGGUGAAAAAUGGAGCGAUGGAGAAGCUUCCUUGGCGCUUCAGGUUUAUUGUCUCUACAUCAUCGUCCUGGCCAUGAACGGAACCUCCGAAGCAUUUUUACAUGCAGUUGGAGAUGAGAAACAACUAAAGCGCUCAAAUGACUUGUUGCUUGUAUUUUCAUUUUUCUACAUCAUAUUAAAUAUUCUGCUGAUAAGAUCUUUAGGAGCAAUAGAUACCGGCAUGAGAGGCUGUUCAUCAAUAGGAUCAUACGUUUCAGGGAUCACGAUCACGGGGACUGAAGAAACACUUGACUGCAUGGGAAGGAAUUGGAUUGUAAUGACGAGCGUGAGAACUGGGCUGCAUGAGUUUAAUUUGGCAUCAAGAAGAGCCGAAGAAGCCGCGGCGAGAAGAUUUCAAGCCGUUCAAUGGCUUCAAUCAGUAGUGGGUCAACUCGGUAUACCGAGUCAGCCAUCGGAAAAAGAGUUUAUUUCUUGCUUGAGAAAUGGUUUGAUACUUUGCAAUGCCAUCAACAAGAUCCACCCAGGAGCUGUUCCCAAGGUUGUGGAGAACUACUCGCAAUUGCAGUCGUUUAACCGAGAGUAUCAACUUCCUCAAGCUUAUCAGUAUUUUGAGAAUGUGAGGAAUUUUCUUGUGGCUUUAGAACAGUUGAGGCUUCCAGGAUUCGAAGCUUCUGAUCUCGAAAAGGAUAAUCUAGAGUCUGGAUCAGUGACCAAGGUUGUGGAUUGCAUUUUAGGACUUAAGGCAUACCAUGAGUGCAAGAUCACUAGCAGUGGUAAUGGGUUAUACAAGCACGUCAAAACGCCAACGUUUCAGCUCUCUGCAACUAAGAUUCAUCCACUUAGUGCUACCAAAACGUCUAGGCAUUUGGACAUGUCCUCAGUCCGUGAUAGGAACGAUUGUGCAGAUGGUGAAUCCGAUAAACUCAAAGUGAUAGCCAAGUUGUUUGCCGAUCACAUAUUCAGCUCCAAGGAAAAUAUUGAUGAGAGUCUUCUUUCAUUUAAGAAUGGCAGUGAGAAUUCGAGAGUAAAUUUUGAGAAAAUCAUCUCAAGAUUCCCAGAGCUUCAAUCAGUAUUCAAGAAUUUACUUAACGAAGGUACACUGACUCCAUCAGACUUAAAAGCCAUGCCUCUGGAGGAGUUACCUGAAGACGACCAAUCCAGCGGAACUGUCCUACACAAAACAAACUGCAACCAUAAGCAUUUACUGAAAACACAAGAAAAGGAGCUUACGGUUCUCAAAACCUUGUUUAUAAAAACGAAGCAGGAUUUUAAGGAAUUUCAGGUUCAUUUGCAAAGAGAUCUGAUGGAACUAGGGAAUCAGAUGCAAGAGAUGUCAUCAGCAGCUCAAGGAUAUUACAAAGUGGUGGAAGAGAACAGAAAAUUAUAUAACAUGGUCCAAGAUCUUAAAGGGAAUAUAAGAGUGUACUGCAGAGUUAGACCAUUCUUCAAUAGUGAAAUAAAAGGAGUAAUAGAUUAUAUAGGAAAAGAUGGCUCGUUGAUUGUUGUGGAUCCAUCAAAGCAACAGAAAGAUGCGAGGAAAACGUUUCAGUUUAAUCAAGUAUUUGGCCCAACAGCUACUCAAGAUGAUGUCUUCAGAGAAACACAACCACUAAUCAGAUCAGUGAUGGAUGGUUACAAUGUCUGUAUGUUCGCGUACGGCCAAACAGGAUCGGGGAAGACAUACACGAUGAGUGGUCCUCCAGGCAGAUCAGCUAGUGAAAUGGGAAUUAACUAUCUAGCUCUCAGCGAUCUCUUUCUGAUAUGUGACAAAAGAAGGGACAUGAUGACAUAUGAGAUAUACGUUCAAAUGGUCGAAAUCUACAAUGAACAAUGUACAUUAGAUAUUCGGACUUGCUCCAGCGAAGAUGAUGGCUUGAGUCUUCCAGAUGCGACAAUGCAUUCUGUGAAUUCUACAAUGGAUGUCCUUCGGCUGAUGGAGGCUGGUGAGGUGAACCGUGCUGUAGGUUCCACAUCUAUGAACAAUCGAAGUAGUCGGUCUCACAGUAUUCUUAUGGUGCACGUGCGUGGGAGAGACACAUCUGGUGGUACCCUCCGCAGUUGCUUGCAUCUGGUGGAUCUUGCAGGGAGCGAGAGAGUAGAUAAAUCAGAGGUUACAGGAGACAGACUCAAGGAGGCACUGUAUAUCAACAAAUCUCUUUCUUGUCUCGGAGAUGUAAUUUCUGCAUUAGCUCAGAAGAAUUCUCACAUUCCAUACCGAAACAGCAAGCUGACUCUUUUACUUCAAGACUCAUUAGGAGGACAAGCCAAAACCUUGAUGUUUGCUCAUUUGAGUCCUGAGGAAGACUCUUUCGGAGAAACUAUUAGUACUCUGAAAUUCGCACAAAGGGUUUCAACAGUUGAGCUUGGAGCUGCUCGUGCACACAAAGAGACUAGAGAGGUUAUUCAUCUCAAGGAGCAGAUUGAAAACCUGAAGAAGGCUUUGGGUAAUGAAGAAUGGAACAAUGUUUCCUACAGUGGAGCAAAGGAUAUAAAAUCUCCUUUCAGCAGACCGAUGGCAACAACAGAGAGAACUCCUCCACGUCUAAGAAGAUUAAGCAUCGAAAACUGUAGCAACACAAAGGCACACCUUGGAGACAGAAAAGGUGUUAAAUCACCUUUGGCCUCUCGUCGUGCAAAAAGAUUGAGUUUGGAGGGUCAGGAGUGUCCAAAGUCCUGUAAAACCGAAGAAUGCGGUAAAGGAGAUCUCACCGUGAAAGUACACCAGCUCAAGAAUCCGCGGAGUCCUCCAAGCUCUUAUCAAAACAGAGCAGUGAAAGUAGAUGGCAGAACAAGCAUUCCUCAGCUCCAGCUUUUGCAAACACCUGAUAAAAGAGCUGAGAUACAGAUCAUUUCUGUGGAUUCUAGAACAAAUGGAAAAGGUUCACAAAUACGGAAGUCACUGAGGACAAUCGGAAAGCUGAUCAAUGGUUCAGAGAAGAGAAAAGAGAACAUCUCUGUGAAUCCACGGUCACCUCUUGGAGUUUCGAAUACUUUUACUAGUGAUAUAAAGUCGCCAAACACAAGCAACACUAAGACACUGCGAAGGCAAUCACUCACUGGUGUUAUUCCAACAGGACCAGAAAGAUCUCGUAGAUCCUCUAUAGGAGGAAAACCAAUUGAGAAUGGUGUAAAUGGUGCAAGAAAUGCAAAAACACCUCCACCUAUGCGUUCAUCAUCAAAGAUAGAGAAGAAAUGA
Molecule: messenger RNA, 4062 nt
Organism: Arabis nemorensis
Lineage: Eukaryota; Viridiplantae; Streptophyta; Magnoliopsida; Brassicales; Brassicaceae
Source: the annotation of a GenBank genome assembly